Messenger RNA from Miscanthus lutarioriparius, 1896 nucleotides. The record is from the annotation of a GenBank genome assembly. Lineage: Eukaryota; Viridiplantae; Streptophyta; Magnoliopsida; Poales; Poaceae.
AUGGCGGACUUCCAGACGGACCUAUCGAAGAGGAUCGACGACGUGGAGGCUGCUCUCGGUGCCCGCUUUACCACCCUAGAGAACGCCCACAAGUUGUUCGACGAUUGGCGUCCCCGAGUGGAUGCGACCAUCGACGACUUUCGCGUCGAGCUAGGUGCGAUGCGCAAGACUAUGAAUCGAGUGGUUCCUGAUUCCAAGGCUGCUUCAUCGGCAGGCCUCCUCACCAAGACAAAGAUGGCUGCGGCGCCAACAUCCGCCGGUAACCCAGUCAUCGGCCCUAAUGGGCACCGCGUCGACAAACAUCACCGGGGGGCUGGGUUUCAAACCCGUCUCCCGGUCAAGGGUGUGCAAGCCAGGGUGCAUACAAUGAGUGCGGGUUUCAACAAGCAGAUAUUGGCUCAGAAGCUUUCGAAGCUUAAUAGCUCACAGCAGAGCAUAGAGACUUUAUCAAAUUGGUGUGUCUUUCAUCAUCGUUACUGCCAACAAGUUGUACAAACAUGGGAUUGCGAGUUCCAUGCAGCUCCUGUAGAGAGGAGGGUAUCUUUGCUGUACCUUGCAAAUGAUAUUAUGCAGAAUAGCAGAAAAGAAGGCAAUGGAUAUAUAACUGAAUUCAUGAGGGUCAUCCCUGCUGCCUUGAAUGAAGUGUUGACUGUCAGAGAUGAUUUUGGGCGGAAUGUCCCAAAAAGACUGAUUGACAUAUGGGAAGACCGUAAAAUAUUUGAUACUCAGGCACAAAGCCUCAAAGAUGACUUUUUCAGGAGGUUAAAGGACAUUAGAAACAAGUUGACAAAUAGGGGCAGUGAGCUGCUGGAGAAGGUUGUCUCUAGCUACAAACAUGUCCUGAAUGCUCCUAUGGAUGAGGAUACUCUGAUGCGGAAAUGCCAAGCAGCUCUUAUCAAUCUUGAUGAACUCAAUAAAACGUAUGGAAAUAACUCCGUUUUAGGUAGCAGCAAUCGAUCGGGCUUUAUGCAGGAGCUGCGGGAACAACAUAGCAUUCUCAGAAACUCCAUCGAACAACUCAAAAUGUCAGAAUCACUCAGGACCACUCUGAUUUCUCAUUUGAAGGAAGCGCUGAAUGAGCAGGAGCUCAAAGUGGAACAAGUCAGAAGCCAGCUUCAGGCAGCUCAGCCCCGAUUCAAGAGAGCUGCUGAGCUCUGCGUGGGGCUUGGAAGCAACAUGGAAAGGCAUCAGCCAUCAAAUCAAGGGCUUAAGAGGUCCAGCCUCUCUGAUCCACUUAGUACUGUUGCUCCAGAAGCUGCGAAAUCUCUUCAAAAGGGACAAUCAAGUGUAGUGUUGUAUUCAAAGGAGGGAAAUGGUGUUGAGCACAACGUGACAGAGACAAAGCUUGCUGCAGGUGCUGCUUCAGACAAUAUACGUGGUGGUGCUUUGCCUUCACGUGUCAAUGGGGGCAACACCAUUGUGAAAAUAGAAGAACACACUUCUGGUAACAAGAGGCAGAAGCUAGAGGACGACACACAUAUUUCUCAGCCUCAAUCACAGUCACCACCACCACCGCUGCCCCCAUUCCCUCAUCCUGAUGCAUUUAAACCACCACCACCACAGUAUCCUCCAUCACCAGAGCCUAGCCCGCCACCACUGCCGCCAAAUUCACCGCCGCCCCAUAUAAUCCCCCCACCGCCGCCGCCUCCGCCCACAAUGCGACCCCAAAUGAUCUCACAUCUACCACCUCCAGCUGGUACGUUUGUACCUUUUCCUGCUGGACCACCUGGUCCAAUGUAUUGCACUUACCCACCUUUUACUCCUGUGGUCAACUUUCCCAUGACCAGCCCACCUGGUUUCCCUAGUCCAAACCCGCCUCCACCUUUUCAAGGAUUAGCGGGUACAUUCUAUGGCCGUCAGUUCCCCACCCCACCCCCACCAGCAGACAGGAAAUAA